Messenger RNA from Soboliphyme baturini, 444 nucleotides. Lineage: Eukaryota; Metazoa; Nematoda; Enoplea; Dioctophymatida; Soboliphymatidae. The record is from the annotation of a GenBank genome assembly.
AUGAACGGCGACAGCCACUCGGUGGCGAUGCCAGCCGGACAAGACGAUGACCAACGCAGCAACAAAAUCCGUAUGAAGAAGAGGCGAGAAUCGUUCGAGCUGCUGCUGCGAGAACUGUACGACCAGUGUCCACUGGUCAACGAUACCUUUUCAGACACGUCCAGCACCUGUGAGGGUUGGCAGCACGGAACAUUGAGUGCCAACGCUCCGAAAUACACCCGGGCGUCGUUGGUCAACGAAGGUAGCGCUAAUAUCAACUCUACUGUAACCGUUAGACCGCGUUUGUUUUUCGGUUUGUCUUCCAAAAUGCGACCCUACUAUUUUUCGCUAGCCAGGACCGACCGGACAAGUGAAAGAGUCAACGCCUCAGCCGCCCGGUCAAAAUGGGUAACGGGUCUUUUGAGCAUUUUGCGGAAAUGUUGGUCUGAAUCCAGAGAGAGCUAG